Molecule: messenger RNA, 4566 nt
Organism: Exophiala bonariae
Lineage: Eukaryota; Fungi; Ascomycota; Eurotiomycetes; Chaetothyriales; Herpotrichiellaceae
Exons: 1
Coding region: 1-4566 (1521 amino acids)
Source: RefSeq, a predicted model, not a curated record
AUGGCUGAAGAUACGAUCAACAAUAUCUGCAUUCCUAUCCACUUGGAUGCGUUUGUCUUGUCACCGGGGAGCUGUGAUGGACAAAGCUCCAUUGCACCUUUCACCCAGCCAAAUUACACGUCUCUUCGUCUUGACAGCCAUCUCAUCCAACACGAUGUGGUGGAUCACGUUGACUUUCACUCAUCUUCCCCAGCCUGGAUGAACCCUCGCAUUGCGGACCUCGGACGGCCACCUGGCGAUACACCUACCAAUGCCAACUUUACCAACAAACGGCAGAAUCGUAUGGGAGUGCAUCUCUCAUGGUCACUCCCCCGAUUUUAUCGCAGUGCCACAGCAAGUGGGAAACGGCCUAGGACAUCAGAUAAACCUGAGGAUAGUCCCAAUCCAAAUCCUAUAUUCCAACAACUUCCCAAUCGCUGGCUAGUAAUCAGGAGAGUCAACAACUGGACUAAAGCAUGCCCAUUAGAUGAGUGGCAGUCCUGGGUUAUAGAGAGUGAUGCAGUCCAGAAGAUUACUGAAAUCACAGAUCCCAACAUUGACAUCGAAAGCGAGCUGGCUCCAUUUGUGGACUAUCACAAUGAUACAAAUAGCAAGCAACCGUCCAGCUCCCGGGACAAGAUCGCUCUUGGGCAGAAUGACCCGCAACUUUUCGCCUCCCAGACAGAGAUAUUCCUAGGCCAGAAAUUCAAUCUUCAAGACUGGACAGAAUCAAAGGCAAACCGCCACUUGAAAAGCUUCACGGUCAUGAGCUCCUCAAAUCCACUUUUCGCGGACAACGCACUUCACAAUAUCAAUGUUCUCUCACUCAUCGACAACUUUCAAUUCAAAGACGGCCAAAAUACCAAAUACCUCGACAAGGUCGAAUGUGAUUAUUUUGUUCUUGGAUGGCAUGCUGAUGCAACCUCCGAUCCACUGAAUUCUAUAGCGCCUAAGUCACCUAAAGACCUUGCUUCGCGGCUCUCAAACAUGCUCAUGACCUUGAGCCCACAGCUGGCGGACGAUGAUGCAAUAGCAAGAUCUCCAGACCCCAGAAGAACACUCCUCCACGGUGCCAUCUAUGGAGUUGCGUACGAUUACAACUACAACCCAAAUGCACCUCCGCCUGAUCCGAAAGAUCCAAAUGCGAAGCCACUCAUCGUCAACCUUGCCAACAAAAGUGCUCAUAAAUUCACUGAUGAUUUUGACAUGGAACCGCUCUCGGUCGGGACCACGCCUCUGGACGGGAUAUUGACUUUCCUGCAGGCCCACCAAGCUAGUUCUGAGGCAACAUUUGGUCAGGAUACGAAAACAACUGUUGACUUGCUUCUGAGCAUUUCUCAGCUGCUUUACGCCACUGGAGACAACUACGAUUCGAGGAUCCAGGCUCAAGACCUGAUCGCGCAGCAAAACUUUUCCAGAACAGAUGGCGGUUUGAGCUGGAUAUUCAAUGCUCCCACGCAGCCCGGAAACCCUCCGGUGUUCCCGAACAGUACCACACAAACGCAGCUGGCGCAUCUCAACGAGGCUCAGUCAAGGUUGGACACAGCUCAGCGAAAGUGCAAAUCAUUGCAAUGGCAGCUUUUUGCGGAAUGGUGGAAGUUUUCAAGCCUCUCCAUUUCAACAAGUAUGGGCAAAACCGAGCUAGAAAACACGUUGCGCCCGAUCAGGACGCGCGUGAAGCAGUUAGUGGACUUGAUCACGGCGACAAACAAGUAUAUUACUUCGCUGACCGACUUCCUGAAACCAAGCCAAAAUGUUGCGAUGUACAAGCAAACUGCCAAAGAACCAUAUCGAGGCAGACUUGAUCCGACUUUAUGUAUAGCCGGUCUGGAGUCGGGCUGGCCGAAAGAUUGGGAUAAAAGCCUCCCAAUACGUCUUCAUCAAGAGCUCGCCAAAGAUGACAGUACUGCAGAUACUAUCUUCGGCAACAAAACUUCAAACCCGAUACCGAUUGACAGAGAUCUCCACAUAACUGCACGAAGAAUUUUGACAGAGUGCGUACGGAAUUCGAAGACGCACAAUGGCUCAACUAAGAGCGAUGGAACGUUUGACCCGCCCAAUGUGACUGGAUUCCAGAAUUGGGGCAAUCGAAUUCCCUUUGUGCCACUGUUUAUCGAGUGGGAAGGCUUAUAUUAUCAUGUUGGACCAAUGAAAGAUAAAUGGGACAUUGAAUUGCGUCCUACCGCUAUCGGACAUCAUCACCCUACUGUUCGCUAUACUCCCAAGGAGGUAUUGUCCGACAAUGCGCAGAACCAUGAGGAUUUCAGAACGGUCAGUGGAAGAGUAUUGGUCCUUCCACAGCCUGUCUUCAGUCUGCAAGCGCUAGUCAAACAAGUCAUCGAUGAUGCAUCGAACAAUAGCGGUUUGACUGAUACGGACAAGGCCAUUAUACGAGAUCAUAUUCAAAAGAUUCAAUUUGUGUCAGCACCUUUGUCUGGUCUGACGAAUCACCUUUUGACGAGAGUCGAGGGAGCGCACGUCAAGCCCAAUGUGAGGACUCAGGACGCAAAAGAUCCAGCUUCAAGAACUGUGCAACCUCUUGCAGCGGCCUUUCAGCCAACCAUCAAUAUUAACGGAGCAGAACUCCAGCUUAUCGACGCAGAGAGCGCUCUUACGCCUUAUGGCGACUUCUUCCCCUUCAAUACCGGAGAAUAUCCUGGUGUACCCUUCAAACCGGUCACUCAUGGCCAGAUGAUUCUGACUAAGUUGAACAUUGUUGAUAAAUUUGGGCAAGCAAUAUGUAUGCCCAAGGUGCGUCGACGGAGGCGACAACCGGCACAACUCCCGACAUCAAACAUUUAUCCUUGUCUCAGUGACUAUCUAUCUCCAGAUGCCGUUGAGAGUCCAGACGGCAGCGCAAAGGUUCUGAAUACGGUGCUACCUGAUCCUAAGCACGCCCAACUCGUGCCUGGACAGUGGCCACCAUGUCAGUACAUACAGCUUCCACCUGGCAUCAAUCAAGAUGCCAAGAUCAAUGGCUCCUUUCUGGUCCGUGACACCCUUGACGUCGUCUCGAAGGAAUAUACUCCUUGGCGCGAGGCUACCGACUAUGACCCCAUGAUCUGGGGCUGGAUCAUCAUCAACUAUGCUGAUAAUGGUCUUCAACUCUUCCUUGGCGAUGGUACUUUCUAUGCUGAGAUCCGUCGUGGAGGUGUUGAAGGUACAAAUGUCUCUCCAAAAUGGCUCCCAUUUGAGAAACGGAAGACUGGUGAUGAACCCCAGAAUGCUGAAGAAGAACAGCUUUACGAACUGCUGCAAAAGUUGCGAGACCCCCAGUAUUUCCAGUUGUUUGCUGAUAUGAUCAAUGGGUCCAUCGUGAACAUGCCGUUCCCGCCUUCGGAUUACAGCGCAUAUGCCAAUGCCAUCAUCGGAAAACCACUCGCACUCGUCAACGUUGGCUGGAGUCUGGAACUUGCAGAACCUGCCAUCAAAUCACAGAAUAGUCUUGGUAACCGACCGCAGUGGGAAGGCAACGUCAAUAACAAUGCCAAAAGUACCCAACCAACAAAUGAGAGCUGGGAGACGCGAAUUAACCAGUGGAAUGCAGAGAUCUCCAACGACUUCGAAGGCAGCGAAAUCAGCCAGUACCAGUUCGCACUCAAGAUUGGGGAUAUUGAGCGAAACUAUGACGGUGUGGUGGGAUAUUGGUACGCCGAUAAUACCCAAAAAUCAUCUGUUUCUCACUGGGAGACGACGUACACAUACUUCUAUGUCACCUGGGAUAAUCUACUUGCAGGUACAUCUCUGCACCUUCCAGGAACGACUCGACCCUCGACCUAUACUGUUGUGACCGGUGAUACUUUCCAGUCAAUCGCGACAUCUCUCAAAGUCACCGCAGCGGCUCUUAAGAGUGCGAAUCCACAGAUUCCGGAGCCAACUGCUCCAAGUAAAGAUGGAAAGACCAACACUUUCCAGGCUAUCCAGCCUUCAAACUUCCUGCAACUGUCACCAUACUACAUUGAUCCCCUCGCAUUUACUUCAAGCAUCAGUCUAACUGUCCCCCAGAUUUCGACGGUGGCGGCACCUGAUCCCUCAAUUUCUUUCCUUGCUGCGCGAGCUUCAAAAUAUACGGUCACACCAAUGUUGUUGGAUCCAUACACAUCUAUACAUGGGUACAGUCCCGUUCUGCCCACCAAAAUACUCACUCUACCUCCAUUCGCCAUCCAACAGGCCUUUCAGAAGAUGCAUGCAUUUUUCCAUCUUGGUCCCUUGCUUCUCACUAGUGAUGUGCCGCCUACUAUCCAGUUAGCAAAGAACCCUCCAUCGCUGCAACCACCAACAACUCCAACGCUUGUCAGUCCAGCUACACCAGUAGUCAAUCCGACCCCACCAACACUUGUAUCAACGACCCCGCUCAACGUCGUCAAUAUCCCUGUGUCUGGCCGAAAGGGGACGUGGAGCUGGUUUCAGCCUUAUGCUACAAACGAUGAUGCACAGCUGAAACCCGAGUAUGUAGAGAUGCCAGUGGAAGAGGAUCAGGGUAAUAAGAAGUUUGUGAAAGGUCCUUACACAUUCAUUGAGGGGUAUCUGCAACUUCUUGGUAGCCUUGCACAGAAGCAAGCCGUACAGAAGGCCGUCAACGGUUAG